This is a messenger RNA of Rhinocladiella mackenziei CBS 650.93, 1905 nucleotides long. RefSeq lists its product as uncharacterized. The record is from RefSeq and is a predicted model, not a curated record. The transcript has a single exon. The coding region runs from base 1 to 1905 and encodes 634 amino acids. NCBI's taxonomy places the organism in Eukaryota, Fungi, Ascomycota, Eurotiomycetes, Chaetothyriales, Herpotrichiellaceae.
AUGAUGGCAACAUACUCUCCUCAUCCUGAGGAUCGAGAAGGGACUCACUUACACUCACCCAAGCAUAUCUCACGUUUCGACCCCCACUCUGCCAUCCGUGAAAUACGAGAGUCGUUAUCUCGCUCGCCUUCCAAGGGUUCAGAGUUUCGACCGUAUCCUUUUCGGUCACCAUGCCCUACCAAUCUUCCUUUCUCGCCUUCGCCUUUGUCUCCCUCACGGAAGUCCGCCUCCGAGACACUCUUGCAGAUAUCAAGCAUGACGUCUCCCCAUUCAAAUCGCACCCCUCAGAGCUCACGAUUUCAGCGUCCAAUCCUCCGACGGACCGUCCAGACGCAUGGGGUCACUCGGGUUCGAACCUCGCCCGAGAGUCCCUCGAAACGAGUUCUGACGAACUCGAGUGACGGUGGGAAUUCAUCACCAAUGCCGCUGAUGAAGCGAAAUUCAGCAGAGACCGAGCGGGAGCUAGCCCUGAAAUGCUUGACUGCCGGUGAAGGCAAGGAGAAUGAUAAGAAUCAAGAAGAAACCCGAAGUUGGAAGACCGCUCAUCCUCGCCAGGAGAAACGACGGAGUGGCGGGGCGCUGAUAACAACCGUUGCUCCUCUUAGCCCCAUGAAGCGAUCAGAUGGACCUCGAACGGAUGAUACCACCGGCCUUGAAAGUCCUUUGGCGAAGAGGCGAAGUCUGCAUGGCCCAGGCCUCGACUUCAGCAUCUUUGAGUCUGAUAUCCUGGAUGGUGGCAUGGUCAACGACAAAAGAGCUCAUGACGACAAUGAUUGCUUUGGGGGCAACUCAUUUCUGCCGUCAUCACGAUUUUCCACGAUUCCGAAGCGGUCCUCGUCCCUGAGGAAGUCAACAUUGCAGCAGAGACAGUUGGAAAGACCGAGCAGCUUGAAGAUCAAUCAAGUCAUAGAAACGGACAGGUCAUGGUUAGAGGCGACGCCGGGGACAAACUCCAAGAAGGCCCUCCGAAUGUCACUAGACAGCCAUGUUCAACCUCUCCCUCGAGAGGGCGGCGCCUUCUCAAGUCAAGGACGUCUUCUGAACGCAUCCAUUCAUCCAAUUCCUGCGAGCCAGAACAGCUUCUCACGGCAGUCUCAACAUCCCUUGUCUCGGACGAUGACUCAAUCAUCCUCGCAGCCUAGUGAGCAAGACGAUUCACCAACCCAUGAACCCAUUCAUCGGUCGAGUAGACCUCGAUCUCACGACUUCUCAAAGUCGUUACCUGUGACAGCAUCAAGACCAAUACCGUCGCCUGAAGGUAAUGAAUUCUCAUCUCAAGGGUCAUUUGCCACUCCUGGAAAUUACAAAGCUGCCAAACCGUUACCCGCUGCUUUCAUGUCGACAGGGCUGAUUUCAAAGAAGAAUCGUAACGCGGAGGAUCCCAAUGCAGGCUUGCCAAAAGCCCAUAUGCCAGAUACACCCUGCAAGAAGCAAUCCGUGAUCUUCCCGACUGACGACAAGUUUGCGCCCCACAAUGCUGCUGCCAACCGCAUGUCACGACAGUGUCUCGGGGCGCCGGCAACGCCACUGGAAACACGCCUGGAUCCGUCAAAGGGAUUGGUAUUCCCUUUCGCCAAAAGCACUGGAAUAUUUGGCACCCGGUCUAGCAAGCCCAACCUACUCAGGGAGGGGAGUUUUGCAUCUAUUGAUGGUGACGACAAAGGAGCUUCUCGUUCUCCCCUUACCCGUGCCAACAGCCAGUCAACCGAAUCCGAUUACCCUCCGACACCCACCAAACACUUCACCGAACCCCCCCCCAACCGCAAUUCUGUAUCGCCAUCACCACACAAUUCGGCAGUAGCCAUCAAUCGGGUCGUUCCCAAUUCUUCCUGUGGGACUCGUGUAACAAGUAGUAAGUUGUCCCCCUAUUUGGGCAUCGCCAGGACGUGUCGACCGGGACAGUGA